This is a messenger RNA of Chara braunii, 1940 nucleotides long. The record is from the annotation of a GenBank genome assembly. Lineage: Eukaryota; Viridiplantae; Streptophyta; Charophyceae; Charales; Characeae.
CCGACGAUUCAUUGGUUGAUGACAGGCCUUGCUGGUGCAACUGGAAGCUGAUGGGCGUCAAGCUGUACGAGUUGCAAUGGAGGCUGUGGAGGAGGCAGAAGAGCUAGAGGCGGUUGAACUUUCCGUCAUGGUGUGUGAUGACCCCCACAUUCAGCUCCUAAACAAGGAAUGGAGAGGCGUUGAUGAAGCCACAGACGUUCUCUCAUUUGCCCAGGAAGAAAUGCCAGAGGGCGUCAAGACGUUGUUGUUAGGAGAUGUUGUCAUAUCUGUCGACACUGCCCAAAGGCAGGCACAAGAGCGUAAAUACAGCUUGCACGAUGAGAUGCGUGUGCUACUGGUUCAUGGGUUGCUCCACUGUCUGGGCUACGAUCACGAACAAGGAGAGGAGGAAGCACUGCUCAUGGCUGAGGAGGAGGAGCGCAUCUUAUCCGCUCUUGGGUGGAAAGGGCAUGGGUUGAUCAACAAUGUUGCCGAUGUGGAUGCAACCGAUGAGCACAAGGAUGUCCAUGGCGACAAUGCUGCAGGCGGCAUAAAAAACAAAAGCUCUUUCAAAUCCGAGAGUGAGAAAACGAUAUUUGCAGCUGAGGAAGCACAGCUGCCUAAGAAAACAGGAGGGUUGCAGGCCACACAAUUGCAGGAUACGGAGUUAAUAAAUGUGGGAGCCAGGGCAGCUAGGGUGUUGGAGGUUGGUGAGGUGGAGGCAGUCAAGCCAAGGCAAAGAAUGAAAGCUCCAUUUAGAUAUCUCUUCUGCGACAUGGAUGGGACUCUCUUGAACAGCAAAAGCAAAAUAACGAAGGCUACAGCAAAAGCACUAAGGGCGGCGAUGGAGCGAGGAGUGACUGUCAUUCUUGCCACUGGAAAGGGGCUUCGUGUUUACGGAGUUGAUGGAAUUGUGAUCCAUAGCCGUAAACUGCAAGAAGAUGUGUGCACAGAGGCAUUUAAUUUCUCAGCGAAGCACAAGACGCCAUUGGUUGCUUUUGCUGGGGACCAAUGUUUGACCCUGUUCGACCAUCCGCUGGUGGAUGCUCUGCAUACGGUCUAUUAUGAGCCCAAGGCAGAAAUCGUACCUGAUGUGGAAGAGCUGGUGACAAAGUUUGGGAUUCAGAAACUACUUUUUUACGAGACUGAGCAGACCGUUUCCAGUUUCUUAAGACCUCAUUGGACAUCAGCUGUGGCAGGAAGGGCGUCCAUAACGCAGGCCGUUCCCGAUAUGCUCGAGAUUCUGCCGCUGGGUGGAUCCAAAGGUGUUGGUGUGAGCAUACUGCUUGAUCAUCUUGAUGUGCCAUCAGAGGAGGUCAUGGCCAUCGGGGACGGCGAGAACGACAUGGAAAUGCUUCAGCUGGCCGGCUUUGGAGUUGCGAUGGCAAACGGUGCAGCGAAGACACUGGCAGUGGCCGACGCACUCGUCGGCAGCAACGAUGAAGAUGGUGUGGUUGAGGCAAUUGAGAGAUUCAUCCUCUGAUGCAAAGGUGCGAAUAGAUUCUCGAUUCAAUGAAUUGCGAGGAAGAGAACUACACACGAUUCGUCAGCAGUCUCAAUGGAGGAGGCGGAGCAGAGAACAGUACCCAAUCACUGAGACGACUGCAUGUCAUUCUAGCAGCCAGGCUGCUAUGGUAGUUUUGCAUAAACAGACCAUGGUAGACUCUGCAAAUCGCAGUUGCGCAGCUCUCGAACUGACCAUCUCUUCCGUUCACGACAAAGAAAAAAGACGAUACCAUGUGAUCCCAUCGUCUAAGCAGCAGAGCAGAUCUCCCUUUCAGCACUGAACAUAGCUGGCGUUAGGUUCGUGCUAAGAAGGCAUGAACUUAGCAUGAACUUUGACACUAAUUGUCAGUCCCCAUUGGCGCUAGGUUCAUGCUACGAAGGCAUGAAUUUAGCAUGAACCUGGCGAUUACCACGGCCAGAAUCAUGAUUUCCUAGAAUGAACAUAGCACCAGCAG